Branchiostoma floridae (Florida lancelet) is the source of this 1398-nucleotide messenger RNA. RefSeq names its product UDP-GalNAc:beta-1,3-N-acetylgalactosaminyltransferase 2-like. Gene Ontology annotation, molecular function: hexosyltransferase activity. Lineage: Eukaryota; Metazoa; Chordata; Leptocardii; Amphioxiformes; Branchiostomatidae. The transcript is spliced from 13 exons. The coding region runs from base 1 to 1398 and encodes 465 amino acids. The record is from RefSeq and is a predicted model, not a curated record. Gene Ontology annotation, cellular component: membrane.
AUGGAACAAGGGCGGCCCUCCAAUGAGGCCAGGCCAGAGUAUGACAUAAUUAUUGGCAUCCUUUCAGCCAGAGAGAAUUUUGAACAACGUCGGGCUCUCCGAGCAACAUGGGUGGGCUACAUACAGCAGCAUCCAGACUAUAGCAAGAGGAUUCUGGUGAAAUUUGUCGUAGGGAGCAAACCCUGCCCAGUUCCACCUGCUGACAGACUGGAUCCCUUCACCUGCCAGAAACUGUCCUUGUCAGAAACAAUAUGUGCAGGAGAGGUGGUGGCCCUCAGUCUGGCCUCCCAGAACAGUCUCCCCAGCAGCCAGCAGCAGACAGGUCCAGUGGAGACCCCCUUCACUGUCCACCACCCUGUGGUCAUCACCAAGCUGGGUGUGCUGGGAGGGGACAUACCUGCAGAAGGUGUCAGAGUCAGGCUGGUAGACUCUGCAGCAAAGGAGAAUUUACUGAGUGUUAAUUUCACAUCAGAUAACCCUGGGAUACAUACAGGGGGCAACACUUUUAAGGCUGUGCAGAAUUAUGUCUUACCAAAGGGUUUCCAGGGGACCAUCACUGUUGAGAGCCUAGCAGCUGAUAACGAGUUGUUGGUGACAUUUCCACUGGACCAGCUACAGGUCAGCAACAAAGGAGGUGUACUUCAACUCCGAAAGAAAGUUGACUUCAUGCCUGAGUCAGGGUAUCUUCCUCAUCACACCCAUGCCCAGCAGCACACAGCAGCCACAUUUAUGUACAGAGUCUUUGAGCCAGAGUUCUUGGAGCAGGCCCCUCAGGACCUUCGUGCCAAAGAGUGGUCAGUUAAGCUUGGUGCAGAGCAGCAGCAUCUGGAGAUGGAGGUGGAGCGGUACGGGGACAUCCUCCUGGUGGAGGAAGUAGAGUUCUACAGAAACCUGCCAAAGAAGAUCCUGGGGUUUUACAAAUGGGUCACUGAAAAUGUGAAGUUCAACUUUACUUUGAAAACUGAUGAUGACUGUUUUAUUGAUGUGGACAAAAUAGCAAUGGGGAUUGAGACUCUAAAACUUCGGGAAAAAAGCAAAGUAUGGUGGAGUAGAUUUCGUAGUGGCUGGGCAGUGGAACACCAUGGGAAGUGGGCAGAGCAGGACUACCCCAGCCCUGUCUACCCUGCCUUCGCCUGUGGAGCAGGCAACAUCCUGUCAGCUGACCUUGUCUCCUGGUUAGCGGAGAAUGCACACCAGCUCAGGCCAUAUCAGGGAGAAGAUGUGUCACUGGGGAUCUGGUUGUCUGCAGUUGGACCAAAUCUUAUAUCUGACCACUCCUGGCAGUGCGAGGAAGGCUGUACUACAGAGAUGUACUCCUCCCCUGAACAGCAGCCGACACAGCUGAUGACGUUGUGGAGCAACCUGCAGAAGUGUGGGAAUCCCUGCCAGUGUCCAUGA